GAAUCGCACUUCUCAUAUUGUGUGCAAUUUCCAAACAUGGCUGGUGAUGGUGACAAAACUCUGGCGAAAGCCGCUGGUAUUCCUGAGGCUGUAUUCGUGGAAGAUGUAGAUAGUUUUAUGCAGAAACCUCAGAAUGAAUCGGCUGAGGUCGUUUUGAAGCGGUUAGAAGAACAGCACCAGAAGUAUAAAUUCAUGGAGAUGAAUUUAUUGCAGAAGAAAAGAAGGUUAAGGGGCCAGAUUCCUGAUAUAAGAACAACUUUAGACAUUGUUAAGCAUCUACAAAGUAAACAGGGUUCCGAGGAUGAGUUGAAAACACAGUUUCUUCUGUCAGACCAAGUGUACGCCAAGGCUUCAAUUCUACCAACGAAGAAAGUUUGUCUGUGGCUUGGGGCUAACGUGAUGCUGGAGUAUGAACUGUCCGAUGCAGAGGCUCUCCUCUCUAAGAACCUGAAAGCAGCUACAGAGAGCCAGACCCAGGUAGACCUGGAUCUAGACUUCCUCAGGGAUCAGUACACUACCACCGAAGUCAAUAUGGCACGUGUCUAUAACUUCGACGUGAAACGGCGGCAGGCAGCAGGAAAAUUGUCAUCAUAGCGACAGGACAGCAUCUGCAUCAGCAAUAUUGUUCUUUCGUUGUAUCGAAGCAGCCAUCUUUUUUUUUUUUUUUUAACUAGAAGUGGAUGUAUCAUAUAAAGUCGCUGAGUUUGGAAAAAUAUGGAGAAUUGAAAGAACUUGCUCUCAUGCAUAUUUCAUGCAUCCUUUGUAUUUAACAGUAGAUAGAUUAUAUAAUUUGACCCUUUAAUUCUCAAUUCAAAAUAGCAAGUAGUGUCGCAGCAAUCAGAAGUUGAUUGAUGGUUCGAGCAAAACAUUUUCAAAGAAUGGCACUUGUGUUUUUUCGAGAUAUACUAGGCAGCUUUACUUUACAGCAGUGAGCUACAUAAUAAGCCUGGGGCAACUGACAGUUUGUCACUUUAAUUCUAAACUUGAUGCCCGGGUCAUUCAAAGGUUACAGACAAGUUCUUUUGAAAGUCCUGGGCCCCCAUCUCAUAAACAGUUGCGAUUGAUCCAAAUCGAUCGCAAGUUUGAUGUCUCCUAUCUCUCACGUACAUAGUUGCGAUUGACGUCAAUCGCAAAUGGGUUGUAAUUAAUCGCAACUGUUUAUAAGACAGGGGCCCUGGUAUGUAUAAUUUGAGUUCAGAUUGAUACAGCUUAGUUUCUCAUUUGGAAAAUGAUGGCAUAGUUUGAUUUUUUUUGAUAGCACCCUGCACAUGUAGCUGUGAUCUUUUUCUGUUGUCCUAGUGCUAUGAAAAGGCCAAAAUUUAUUGUACAGAAUGCUUUCACCCUUAUGUAUCAAGAACAGUACUGAAGCAAUAGGGAUGCAAAGCUUAUGGAAGAUCAUUCCUUUUGGCAACUGUCUGUAGCCUGUUGCUCAUUUUUUUACCAAGCAUGAUGAUCAAGUAACUAGUGUAAAAUAAUCCAUUUGUAUCUGCACUUCUGCGUAACAAUUGUACAUCAACAUUAUUUUAUAUGUAAAUCCCCCAAUGAGGUUACUGCUAAGCAGUAUAACAUUCAAAUGUUGAUGCUUCUCCCUUGUUUGGUUGCGUUUUUUCAAUUUCUUCCAGCCAGUUGAAAAUUCUGGACCAUUCCCCCCCCCCCCUCCCCCUCUCCCCUCUCAAUUUCUCAUCUACCUUUAACCGGUACUUGUUUCGUUAGUCAAUACUUGGUGUAAGUGA
Molecule: messenger RNA, 1733 nt
Organism: Strongylocentrotus purpuratus (purple sea urchin)
Lineage: Eukaryota; Metazoa; Echinodermata; Echinoidea; Camarodonta; Strongylocentrotidae
Gene: vbp1
Product: prefoldin subunit 3
Exons: 6
Coding region: 37-594 (185 amino acids)
Biological process (GO): protein folding; tubulin complex assembly; microtubule-based process
Cellular component (GO): prefoldin complex; cytoplasm
Molecular function (GO): tubulin binding
Source: RefSeq, a predicted model, not a curated record